This is a messenger RNA of Chenopodium quinoa (quinoa), 336 nucleotides long. RefSeq lists its product as uncharacterized. Bases 1 to 336 code for a protein of 111 amino acids. NCBI's taxonomy places the organism in Eukaryota, Viridiplantae, Streptophyta, Magnoliopsida, Caryophyllales, Amaranthaceae. The transcript has 2 exons. The record is from RefSeq and is a predicted model, not a curated record.
AUGGCAAGGAAGCCUACUUCAAGCUCCUCAAGAAGAUCAAAGAUGGUCAGGGGUGACCAGUACGAGCUAACGGUCGAAACCCGGGCAACCCUGAACAAGCUGGGAGAUCGAGUUAAGAUGCGUAUAUCCUACCCCGAUUUUGACGGCGGGGAGUCAUUCAUCCAUGACAUGAGCUCCCCUCAAUACCAUUGGCUUCCUCCAGGCUGCCUUGUUGAAGAGCGUUUUCAUGCUACUGGAAAGGUCUAUAAGUAUUAUUAUGAUCCUGAGGGCUGGCAAUACUACGCUAAGUGCGGUUUUCUGAAGUGCUUGGAGAAUCAGGGAAUAUUUGUUCCCUAA